This is a messenger RNA of Ilex paraguariensis (yerba mate), 207 nucleotides long. The record is from the annotation of a GenBank genome assembly. NCBI's taxonomy places the organism in Eukaryota, Viridiplantae, Streptophyta, Magnoliopsida, Aquifoliales, Aquifoliaceae.
AUGAGAGCCAAGGCAUUAUGUGGGCAACAUUGUUGCAAACAGCUUUGCAGGAAGAAGAAGGUAAUGCCGUGUUGGAUUGUUCAUGCAAGCAAAGCCCUCUGUCGUGGGUGUGGCUUGGCCAAGAGGACUUUAUUACAUACAUUUAGCAGUGUUUCUCUGGGAAAUGCAAAUUUAGGAGACUUGGAUAUCAAGAGUUUUGAGUCCUAG